AAUUGUCAGAAAAAUUGACAUGAGAAGAUUGCAACAAAAACCACUAUAAAUACACAAGCAAAGCAGAAAUUUUUGAUUUAAAUCAAAAUUGCCAAAUACCCUACCAAUAUCUUUAACACAUUUCACGUAUUUCAGGGCACGCUCGAAAGAAUUCGUUUUUCAAUGAUAAAGCGUCUGCUGUUUGUUGUGAUAUAUUCAGUUCUAGUCAUAGCUUUAUUUUGUUUCUUGUGUUAUCUGAUGACGACUGUGAACCCUACACCCGUAGACAGGAAUGGCAGUAAUUAUCUCAGAGAAGGCACGAUAUUGAACAAUGUUUUGGAGUUAAAAGAUUUAUACGGUGAUAAUGUGCCAACUGGUGAUGAUUUUCAAUAUGGACUGGAGAAAUUCGAUCAAAAUAUUACAGUUUUAACACUAAUACGAUACGCAAGUACUACAUCCAUUGAAAUUAAAACCACCGCUGAAGAGAAGACAGUGCUAAAAGUAAAUGUUGACACAUAUUUGACCGGCACAAAUAAUGGAAUUAAUAAAAUACGAAAUAUAAAUAAUUCCACGGUUGUGGGCGUUGACAAUGUUUCUGUUAAUAGUAAAUUUUGAAACCAGGAAAAUCUACCAUCUACCAUUACCAUUACCAUUACAUUAAAAUUUACUGGGCUAUAGCCCAGUAAAUUUUACGAUUUUAACAAGCGGGAUGAUUCUACACAGCAAUCGCUGCUCUGCUUGCGUCAGCGCUUGAAUCUCAUUUGGUAUUGAACCUGGAUCCAGAUUAUUCCAGUACGCCUUUGAUGGUGCUAUUGUUUUAUUACUGGUCACAUGUGUUUGGCAGCGCGAACAUAAAAGUAAUGUUGUUUUUGAAGACAGUUCUGCAGGUAGAUAUCCUAAUACAGCUGUGUUGUAACGUACAGUAUGAAUUUGGUUAGGAUAACAAUGCUUCGUGCAAAUGUCACAAACGUGUAUACACGAUGUGUUAAUAGCAUUUUCAAACGCUUGUACAUGAUUUUCAGCUCUGUGUUGCUGUGCACGCUCACGUUGGUUAUUUAACCUGUCGUGGCGUUGCUCAGGUGUUUCUGAAGCUUCUAACUCCUUUCGUCUC
Messenger RNA from Bombyx mori (domestic silkworm), 1090 nucleotides. RefSeq lists its product as uncharacterized. Bases 163 to 594 code for a protein of 143 amino acids. The transcript has 2 exons. The record is from RefSeq and is a predicted model, not a curated record. Lineage: Eukaryota; Metazoa; Arthropoda; Insecta; Lepidoptera; Bombycidae.